Phascolarctos cinereus (koala) is the source of this 1412-nucleotide messenger RNA. The record is from RefSeq and is a predicted model, not a curated record. Lineage: Eukaryota; Metazoa; Chordata; Mammalia; Diprotodontia; Phascolarctidae.
CUGUUUGCUGCUGUUUGUGCCGGGCCUCUCUACACCAGUCUGCCCUGGUUAGGAGACAUCCAACUCUCUGUCUUCUGCCUGGAGAUACCUCUGAGUUUUUACUUGGGACUGUCUGGGAAUCCUAUAGAUCUGGAGAGACGAAAGCAGGAGUUUGGACAAAACUUCAUCCCCUCUAAAAAGCCCAAGACCUUUUUGGAGUUAGUGUGGGAAGCUCUACAAGACGCCACACUCAUCAUCCUGGAGGUUGUAGCAAUCAUCUCCUUGGGCCUGUCCUUCUCUCGGCCUCCUGGGGGUGGAAACGAGCUAGAUUGUGGGCAAUCCAAAAUUGGUGUGACAGAUGAAGGGGAAGCAGAGACUGGCUGGAGUGAAGGGGCAGCUAUCCCAUUUUCGGCCAUCGUUGUGGUGCUGGUGAUGGCCUUCAAUGACUGGAGCAAGGAGAAGCAGUUCUGGGGCCUACAGAGCCGUAUUGAGCAGGAGCAGAAGUUCACUGCUAUCCGCAAAGGCCAGAUUGUCCAAUUGCCUGUGUUUGAGAUUGAGGUGACCUUUUGCCUGCAGAUGGGAUCCUGAUCCAAGGGAAUGAUCUGAAAAUUGAUGAGAGUGCUUUAACUGGAGAGUCUGACCAUGUCAAGAAGACUGUAGAGAAGGACCCCAUGCUACUUUCAGUCCUUCAUCCUUCUCUCUUUUCUGGAUGCUUACUCUCAGCUCUGCAGAACUCAUCAGUCCCAGUUUUGAUGUGUCUUAGGACACACCAAUGGCAGAAACUCAGAUCGAGAAGAUAGUAGCGGUGGUCCUGGUUCACCUGCUCUGUGCUUUAUCAUCUUCCCAACAAGUAGAAAUUCAGACUCACCUUCAAGGCCCUAUCAAAGGGAGACCUCACUACCACCAUAGAUGCUGCUUCCACUCUUAGACAGCUCUAAUCAAGAAAAGGUUUGUCUUUACAUCAAGCUGAAUUCUGCCUGGAUGAAACUUCUCCCUGCUGUUCCUGCUUCUACCUCUGAGGGCCAAGCAGAACAAGUUUGAGCCUCCUCACAAGGCUAAAUCCUAGCAUUGAAUCCUAGCAGUCAGCCAUCAUGCCCCCUCUAUGUCUACCUUCCUCCAGGACAGACACUGACAGUUCUUCCAGCUGGUCUCUACCCAGUAUGAUCUCAAGUUUCUUACAAAUUCAGGCCCUCCUGCAGCUCGCAUUCAAAACUGAACAUAAUACUCCAGAUGUGACCUGACAAAGGCAGACUCUUGUAUUGUGUACACACUCAUAAUCUGGCCUCUUUCUUUCAAUGCCUGUCUAUGCUGUAAGUGAUCUUUUGUUUUGUUUUGUUUCCCUGGUGUCCCCCAUGGGACCUAGCACAGGGGUAGGGAACUUGCAGCCUUGAGGCCACAUGUGGUCCUCUAGGUCCUGAAAUGCAGCCCUCUGA